Morchella importuna is the source of this 2301-nucleotide messenger RNA. RefSeq lists its product as uncharacterized. Bases 1 to 2301 code for a protein of 766 amino acids. Gene Ontology annotation, molecular function: flavin adenine dinucleotide binding; tRNA dihydrouridine synthase activity; RNA binding. The transcript has 4 exons. Gene Ontology annotation, biological process: tRNA processing. NCBI's taxonomy places the organism in Eukaryota, Fungi, Ascomycota, Pezizomycetes, Pezizales, Morchellaceae. The record is from RefSeq and is a predicted model, not a curated record.
AUGUCAUCAGAAGAACAAACACCCGGGCCCGCCGCCACCGCUGAACCCGCAAUGGCCAAGCGCUCCGCCGAGCAUCUCGAGGAGAAGCCAGCAGCGCCUGUCGAAACAGUGACGGAGCCCACACCCACCGCAGCCUCAACCUCCGGGCAGCCAGUGGCAAAGAAGAUCCGCACCGACCCGCGUGACGGUGAAGCCGCCAUCAAGGCCGAAUUCCUCGUUCUAUCCACCCCACGCAUCGACCCCUCCACCGUCGCCAACGACGACAACGCCGAAGCCGCCCGCCACGAGGGCGACGACCGCGACCGCGGCAAGAAGCGUGACCGCGGCCAGAACAAGGCGCGCAAGUUCCACUUCGCAAAGGAGAGCGUCAAGCUGUGCAACAGCUUUGUGCUGCUGCCGCGCGAGAGCCUGUUUGCGAGCGCGGCGUGCGAGUUUGCGGGGGGCACGAGUGCGCGGUGGAAUAAUGCUGCUGACAAGCGCGGGAAGGGUAGAGGGAAGGGGAAGGGAGGCAAUAGGGGUCAGGAGCAGGAGGCUCCAGAGAAGGUAGAGGAGCAGAAGGAGGAGGCUGGUGGGGAGAAGAAGGAGGGGGAGACAGAGGCCCCCCCGGCGAGACAGCUGUGCGCUUAUACGCAUGUGCUUAGGGACUACCUGAAGAGCAAGAAGGAGGACAUUGACGGUGUCUGUCCGGUGUGGGAGAAGCGCGGAUGGUGUGCGAGUGGCUGGCGCUGCAGGUGGCUUAAAUCGCACAGCAAGGAGGAGGAUGGGGAGCUCAUGCUCGUGAUCGACGAGGAGCGGAGGAAGGCCUAUGAAGCCUCUAUGGCGGAGCAGAUGAAGCAGAAGAUUGCCAACUCAAAGGUCAUCAAGGGUGCUAAUGACGAUAGACCACAGGAUUGGGAGAAGGAGGUUCCUGUUGGUGGGUUUGAUGAUCCAUAUGGGGAGUGCAUAAAUAACGUCCCCAUGAGUGUAAAAAUCACCCUGAGGAAGAACCAAUUCCCCCUUCCAAAGAGCAAGAUCUACAACGCAUUCAUCGAUGCGCAGAAGAAGGAGCGCGGCCCAGAUGGCGAUAUCUUGGAGGACCGGGCUUCAUACGUCGAGGAGCCCGUCCGGGCCGAAGAGAAGCGCAAGCUCUACAUCGGCCGCGAAACCCCCCUUCUCGCGCCCUUAACAACCACCGGCAAUAUGCCCUUCCGGCGCCUCUGCUCCUCCCUCGGCGCGGCCCUCACCUACUCCGAAAUGGCCAUGACCCUCCCCCUCCUCCAAGGCCACAAGCCCGAAUGGGCCCUCCUCAAAGCACACUCCUCAGAGCUCCCCCACUUCGGCGCACAAAUCUGCGGCACCCGUCCCGACACCGUGAUCCGCGCCACCGAAGCCCUCUGCACCCUCUUCCCCAGCGCCUCCUCCCCGCGUCACGGCCUCUCGCUCGUCGACCUCAACUGCGGCUGCCCCAUCGACCUCGUCUACAAGCAAGGCGGCGGCUCCGCGCUCCUCGACAGCCAGGGCAAGCUCCUCAGAAUGCUCUCAGGCAUGAACUACGUCAGCGGCGAAACGCCCAUCACCGUCAAGGUGCGCAUGGGCUGCAAGGACGGCCACCCCACCGCGCAGAAGCUCGUGCACAAGCUCUACGACAAGGGCUGCGUGCAGGCCAUCACGCUGCACGGCCGCAGCAGACAGCAGCGCUACACGCGCUCCGCCGACUGGACCUACAUCGCCGAGACCGCGGCGCUGAUCAAGAGCCUGAAAGAGACGUCUGACGCCGCGGCCGACACGGCCGCCGAGAAGGAGGCCCGCGAGAAGCUCCCCGUGUACCUUGUCGGCAAUGGCGACUGCUACUCGCACAUUGACUACUACAACGGCAUCGAGCAGUCCGGCGUGGACUCGGUGAUGAUUGCGCGCGGCGCGCUGAUCAAGCCGUGGAUCUUCGAGGAGAUCACGGCCGGCCAGUAUCUGGACAAGUCGGCGACCGAGCGGCUGGCGUAUGUGGGCGACUUUGCGCGCUACGGGCUGGAGUACUGGGGCGCGGACGAGCUGGGGGUGGCGACGACGAGGAGGUUCCUGUUGGAGUAUUUGGGCUUCUCGUGCCGCUAUGUGCCGCUAGGGAUCUUGGAGAGGUUGCCGCCGAAGAUUCAGGACCGCCCACCGCUGUGGAAGGGGAGGAGUGAGUUGGAGACGCUGAUGGGCAGUGGGGAUUAUAGGGAUUGGAUCAAGAUCACGGAGAUGUUCUUGGGGAAGGCGCCAGAGGAUUUCUACUUUACUCCGAAGCAUAAGAGCAACGCCUAUGAGAGCAUCGAGGCGGAGGGUUAG